Molecule: messenger RNA, 2918 nt
Organism: Cynara cardunculus var. scolymus (artichoke)
Lineage: Eukaryota; Viridiplantae; Streptophyta; Magnoliopsida; Asterales; Asteraceae
Product: E3 ubiquitin-protein ligase UPL5
Exons: 3
Coding region: 78-2687 (869 amino acids)
Biological process (GO): protein polyubiquitination; proteasome-mediated ubiquitin-dependent protein catabolic process; positive regulation of protein catabolic process
Molecular function (GO): ubiquitin-protein transferase activity; protein binding
Source: RefSeq, a predicted model, not a curated record
ACACACACAUAUAUUCAUCUGGGUUUUUGUUUCUAUGGACUCCAACCGGCCGUAGACGCUUCUCGUCGCCGUCGUCAAUGACUCUCCUAGAUUCUCCGACCAUCGAUUGCGUUCAACAACGCAUCAAGCGGAAGCUCGAAGAUUACGUCGACGAUGACCUCCCCUCCUCCGACUUAGUCUCCGUCAGGAUGAGAAAAGACGAUCCCCCUUCCUCCACCACCUCCUUCCCUCAUCAAUUUACCACUCAUCGCUCUCACUUCCAACCUAGGGCUUCUACCAGUUCCCACCAAAAUGUCUUAUCCCUCCCCGAUCGUAUCCAAUUCUUCGUUCGCAUGAUCUCUGAGGGUAAAACCCUAGUCCUCCAUGGAAACCCUGACGAUAAAAUCAAAACCAUCCACGAGAUGAUUCACUCCGCCACCGGAAUUCCCGUCAUGGAACAAAGGUUGAUUUAUGGCGGGAAGCAGCUUCAGUGGGAGCAUAGCUUGUCUCACUGUAGGAUCACCAACGACGCUGGAUUGCAUUUGGUUGGUCGAAUGCGGAGCACCGUUCAUCCGCAAGCCUGGCAAGUCAUUGAUGAUUUAGUUUCUAUCAUAUGCAGGUUGUGUAAAGGCGAAAGAGGAGCUUGCCCUAAGUCUAUCAAAUCCAGGUUGAUCGAAUUCUUAAACAAGACUCCCAAGGACGGGAUCGAUCAUGCUGCACCUUACCUGAAUAUAUUUCUUUCCUCAUCUGCUCCGGCAGCUCUGGUGAUGCUUUACAUGUCACCUCAUAACGGUAACAAAGAAUGUGCAGAAGAGGCCAUUCAACAUUUUAUUAAAUCCAGUAGGAAUGCGUUACCAAGACCUAUAUAUUCAGAAUUUGCACCUAUAGUGUUAGAAUUUUGUAAAUUGCUUGGUAGAGUUGCUGCCCAUGAUGAUCCUUUAUAUAGAUUAUGUCGAAGUAGCCUAGGAUCAAUGGUGGAGUUCGUUAAGAUUGGUAGGAGUUCAAAGAAUUAUGAUGUGGGUAGUUAUAAGAAGGUGGUCAUUGCAGUCCAAGAGAUUUUUCCGUUUGUUGAUGAGCUUGCAAGUAAAUUGUCGGAGGGUUUGGUUUCAAGUAUGGAGUCUAUUGUGAAUUAUGGCCCUUCGCCUAGCGAUGUCCGUGACUUUGCCGCUUUUGUGCGACCUCUAAGGGAUGCAAUCAUCGACCAGGUGGCUCUUGGGACUCUCAUACCAAUGCCAUACAACCACAACCUCCUUUGUUACAGUGACGAGGUCAAAUUUCUUUACAUGCUCUAUCAUGAUUUGUUGGCAAAACUGCAAUUGUGUCUUAAUAAAGUGGAGGACUUGGUGAAGAAAGAGAAAGGAGAUGGUGGAUGGGAUCAAUAUCUUUCUAUCUUGAAGGAGUUGCAUAAUAUUGCUGAACUAUAUCAAGGUGCAGAGGAAUACUUUUGGACGAAUCUAAGGCGUAACAAGGUUUCUUUGUGUUAUCUAAUUGUUAGAUAUGCCAAGAGAGGUGAGGAUUAUAAAUGGAUUCUUGAGCACAAGGAUCUCACCGACUUUGAAUCUAGGAGGCAUUUGGUUAUGAUGUUGCUUCCAGAGGUGAAGGAUGAGUAUGAGGAGCUCCAUGAGAUGCUUAUAGACAGAUCACAAUUGUUGGCUGAAUCUUUUGAGUAUAUUGCACAUGCAGACCCUGAGACACUGCGAGGUGGAUUAUUCAUGGAGUUUAAAAAUGAGGAAGCUACUGGGCCUGGUGUUCUACGGGAAUGGUUUUUCUUGGUAUGCCAAGCUAUCUUUAAUCCUCAAAACGCCCUAUUUGUCCCUUGCCCCAAUGAUCGAAGAAGAUUCUUUCCUAAUCCCGCAUCUAAGGUCGACCCGAUGCACCUUGAAUAUUUUAGCUUUGCAGGCAGGGUAAUUGCCCUAGCUUUGAUGCAUAAAAUGCAAGUUGGCAUUGUAUUUGAUCGGGCUUUCUUUUUGCAAUUGGCUGGAAUUAAUGUCUCUUUGGAAGAUAUAAAGGAUGCAGAUCCAUACUUGUAUAGCAGCUGCAAGCAGAUAUUGGAUAUGGAUCCUUCUGCAGUGGAUCAAGAUGCUCUUGGUCUAACCUUUGUUUGGGAGAGUGAAGAAUUAGGAUCCAUGAAAGUUUUGGAGCUUCUCCCUGAUGGAAAACACAUUACUGUGAAUAGCAGAAAUAGGAAGGAGUAUGUUGAUCUUCUCAUUAGACAUCGCUUCGUGACAUCUAUUUCCCAACAGGUAACACAUUUUGCUCGAGGAUUUGCAGAUAUUGUUACUGAUGAAGAAAUCCAGAAGUUAUGUUUCAAGAGCUUAGAGCUUGAAGAUCUUGACGGAAUGUUGCAUGGGAGUGAAAGUGCUAUUUCUGUGGAUGAUUGGAAGGCCCAUACGGAAUAUAAUGGUUAUAAAGAGACCGAUCCUCAGAUAUACUGGUUCUGGAAGAUUGUGCAUGGAAUGACAACCGAGCAACGGAAGAUUCUUCUCUUCUUUUGGACGUCAGUGAAGUAUCUACCGGUAGAAGGUUUCCGGGGAUUAUCUUCAAGGCUAUACAUUUACAAAUCCAAUGAAUCCUUAGACCGUCUGCCUUCUUCCCACACAUGCUUCUACCGGAUAUGUUUUCCGGCGUACCCAUCGAUGGACGUGAUGCAAGAACGGUUAAAUGUCAUUACUCAGGAGCAUGUUGGAUGCAGCUUUGGAACAUGGUGAAAGAAAAGGGAAAGAGAAAAUAUGGAAUUUUGCCAUUGCACAUGUUAAAAAGUGAGGUCAGUUGUACUGAGUCUGUACAGAAUAUAUAGAGGGUAAAUUAUGAUGAAAUUUUCUAUUUAGACUUGCAUCAUGCUUCUGCUUUAGUAGUCCCAACUGUUUAUAUUUAUAUAUAGGUAUAUAUUAUAAAUAAAGAAGCUGCUUUUCUUUCCAUCAUAUUCAUCUUUACUUGUU